GGAUUGUGAGGAGAGAGCAGAUUUAAGGUACUCUCACAUUAACAAACUGCACUCUGGGUACCAUGGAAACAGUAGAUAUCAUCAUCGAAGAGGCUUCAGAUGAUUCCAGCCUCUCGUCCCAAUCGCACAUGAUGGAAGGUCAAGAGACCAUACAGGACAAAGCUCAUCGAAUGUGGCAAAAACUGAAAAUGAUUGUUAAUUUCUCACCAGAGAAGAUAAAGAGACAUGAUUGGAAGCUACUGGAUCUGGAGCAUGGAAUCCAACACAUGCAACGUGUGAUGUUCAAGAAGCCCAUCAACCAUGUCUUUUAUAACAUCACCAACAAGGAAUAUGUCUGCUUGAUAUCCAAGACUGGUGUCUGUAUCUACUUCUGUGAUGGGCGGAAGAAGCAGGAGCUCACUCUACAGGAGUCUUUAGAAGGAAUGGUGUACGCUCGACAGAUCAACCGGUAUGUGGCUUGGAACAUCGGCAGUCAGAUGAAGGUGCUGGGCCCGGACUUCCAAACCAUCUCCUCCAACAGGUCCAAACGUUCCAUCACCUGCUGCCUGUACAAUGAGGAUCUGAAUGAGAUAGUCACGGCCGGAAUCGGCAACAUCUGCACCUGGCACUUCUACUUUGGAUGCCGGGAGUUGAUGUGUGCCAGUACCGUCUCUGAAGGGCUGACGGCGCAGGAUGUCUUCACGGAGCUGGCACUGGAGAGAGCCCCAGUCAUGUCAUCGGCAUUGCUCCAUACUCAGCGUUGCUACGCGGUGUGUGGGAAGGGCGUCGCUGUCAUCAACCUGCCCAAGGCCACCCUACUUUCAUAUGAGAAGCAUCUGCAUGACAGGAAAAUCACCGGGAUCACCCUCAUCGAAAACCUGAGAUGUGUGGCGACUUCCUCGCGGGAUGGAAACGUCAAAAUAUGGGAUGAACGUUGGAAUCUUCAAAUGGUGUUUGUCGGGCACAGAGGUCCUGUCACAGCCCUCGCUAUCUAUCCCCACGGUCUCUAUCUCCUCUCUGCCUCUGAGGAUGAGACCAUCCGAGUGUGGAGCCUGGAACUGGCAGACCAAGUGGACGAGAUCCAGAUGGGGGUGACGGUCACUCAUCUGGGGACAGAGCUCGGGGAGGACAAUAUCUUCUCCUUCGCCAACAAGAGGUUGGACCUGUGGACCAUCAGCCACCUAUACAAGCAGCACACCUCCCUUGGUUACACUGUGAAGGCCAUCAAGACCAGCAGUGUUGGCCCAGCCAGUCUUUACCCCGUGCGGGCAGCCUGCUCCUGUGCCGAUGGGACAGCACGGCUGGUCUCCCCAGACACUGGAAACAUCAUCACCACCCUCCUGCUGGAGAGGGGCCAGCAGGUGCUGGACCUGGACUACUGCCUGCCACGGGAGGCCCUGCUGGUUCUGACCGACCGAGGGGACGUGGUGAAGGCCAACUCCCUGACCAACCCCAUGGAGGUCCAGUGGAGGGUGCCGGCAAGCAGCCAGGCUUCACAUUUCUGUUGCUUCUGUAUCUACAACUACAUGGUUGACAUGGAGCUGACCCACUCCUGGUGGCUGCAAGCAGUGGCUGGAGGGAGUGAGAAAAAGAUCAGGAUCCUAGGAGUGAAGGACCAUGACAGAUUCCUGCCAAUUGCUGGUCACCUGAAUGGGUUCCUGUCCGUCUUGGACUGGAGUUCAGGGACCACUCAAUACCAGGUGCAAGCACACGAGUCAGGGAAAGUGUUGACCCUGGUGGCAGAUCCAGAGAACCAACAUCUCCUGUCAUCAGGUGAGGACAACACGAUCAAGGUGUGGCGCGUUUUCCCAUACGCCCAGGAAUCCCUCAGCCUCUUAAUGAAUUUCUACAGUGCCCACCCUGCCACCCACCUGUGCAUCUUAAAGACCAUGUUCAUGGUGGCCCUGCAGAAUCCCACCUGUGCUGUCCAUGCCAUCGUUCUCUACGAUUUGAGGAAGAAGAUUCGCAGAGACCAUCAUCCAGCCGAUGACCACAAGGAUGAAAUUACAGGACUGUGCGUGUGUCCAGAGCUGAAGAUAUUUGCUUCCGCCAGCAGAGGUGGGAUUCUGAAAAUCUGGGACCACGACAACCAGCUGCUGAGAAUCAUCCACUUGAAAACCAUCGCUACCAGCAUCUCAUUCUGCAGUGAUGUCGGUGACAUCCUGUUGGGGGUCGACAGGGACCUAUAUCGCAUGAACAGCACAGAGUACCUGACCCAGCAGUACCUGCUCCAGAUAGCAUGUCGGGAUGUUAGUGAUCCAGUGUCUGAUGCUCCCGUUCCCAUUUCCAGUGCUGCUCUUGAGUCCCUGUCAGCUGAAGAUUCUCAGCGUUUGAGAAGACCCCAUUCAUUCAGCAGCCCAGAACAUCCUGUGGUUGCGGCAGACGAGCCCGAUGAAGAAUCCAUGAGAAAGCAGGAAGAGCUGAAGGAGGCAUAUGCUUUGCUGGCUGCGAGAGAUGAAGAAAUUAUUCUGAUCCAGCGUGGAGAGCUCAAGAGCAAGCGGAAGCCUCCACGUACAAAGAAAAUACGCCAGGAAGGUUUCCGGAGAUACAUGCAGCUCUUCUAUGCUGAGACUCCUAGGAUAGAGAUUCCCGAGUUGGAGGUUUUCGAUCCCAGUGGGCAGCAGAUGGAGCAGAAGCACUUCCUUGAGAAUCCGUAUCAAUGCAGCAACAUCGUCAGAGGCUUCUUCCCACCUCUCGCUCUGCCGGAACCCAGGGAAAGACUGGCCAGCGGUUGGCCCAGUUCAGCUGGAGUUCCCUUUAUCCCCAUUGCCCUGGACGGCUACAUCCCAAAUUCCGUGAUUUUGUGCCUCCUCUGGACCCUGGAACUUUCCCAAAUCCUGGACACAGAGCCGGAAUCCAAAGUGGAGUCUGAACUGAGGCUCAAAGUGGAGUUAAAGACGCAGCCCAAAGUAGAGUCGAAGGAAGACCAGAUCUCAGACACAAUGACUGAACAUUCCAGCAUUUUCCGAGACAAACUGGAGGCAAUGGAGGAGGAGCUUCACAAAGUGGAGAAGCAAGCAAGCAGCAGCAUCAGUGUACCUGUUCCUGUGGGUAGGAAGGAACGGAAAAUGACCACAACAAUGGUGGGCAAAGAUCGAUUCUUCCGAAGACGAUCAUCACAAGUACAAAAAGCACCCACACCACCUCCUCUUCCGGCAUUCAUCGCGAUUUUCCAGGGAACUGACUGGUUUGAUAAAAUCUUUCCUGAACCAGAUGCCAAAGUCUUUCCGCCAGAUCUAACGGAGCUUGCGUUUGCGGAGAUGCUCAUUAUGAUAUUGGGGACAGUUGAUUACGAUGUGAAGGAUAGCAUUGCCCGGGCUCUCGUGUCCCUGCUCCAAACCCGGCCGACUGACAUCACUACCAUGGCACAUGAUGCUCUGAUCACUGCUCUCAAUGGUCCUGAUCCACCAAGGCACCAGGACAAACAGCAGCAAAACUUUAUUCUUACAGCUCUGUGGGCACUGAAGGAGUUAACGCCGAACAGUCAAGAGCUGCUCGUGGAGUUAAUGGCCCAAUACCUUCAGUCUGACAUUUUGGUCAGGAACACCAUCAAGCAAGCCCUUGCUGACAUCGGGCUGCUCGAUCCGCACAAUUACUUUGAGACGGAGCUGAACUCGUGGCUUGGCUUUGACGAGGCCAGCGUCUCAACAAAAGAAAACCUUCGGAAUUUAAGCAGCUCCUGGCUGAGAAAAUGGACCCGGAAAUUCAAGGAGCACGUCCAAACAGCCAUGAAGUCACUGAAAAAGGGGAAAACGCUGAGGGGGUCGGUAUCCAUCUCACGAAGUGCCACAGCCGGUGACAGGACCCCGGCCAUGCUGUCGAACAGCACGGAAAACACCACCAUCGUGAUGAUUCCAGAGAAACCCCGGGCAGGAUCGCUAGCACAGCUCCACCCCAUCGAAGUCGUGAACUAUUUCUGCGAACUCCAGCUCCAGCAGCAGCUGAACGAGAUGAGGGCAGAGGAAGAGAAGGAGGCCGAGAGAAGCCAGAGGGACAGGGGGGAUUUGAAGAACACCGUGCUCUUCCUGCCCAAGGAGCAGAGGGAACAAGCCAUCCUGAGACUGGGGGAGACAUCAGUGGCAGGAGCACCAAUUGAAAAGCUCCACCUGCCACCCAUCAUUCCAGGAUCUCUGUCCUUUGGAAUCGGCCGAUUCAUCAAACUAUCCAUCCCAAAGAUCAACCUGAACCCCUUCCCCUCCCCCAUCGACCACUACCCACUUGAGCAUGUCCUCAUCACCCUCCGCCACUCACCACAGAAAUACUUCAUCCUGGAGCGUUCAUAUGUAUCAAACUAUGCCUGACCUCCCCCACAGUCCCCGCCCCUGAACCCACCGCCCUGCAGUUGGAAGUGAAACAUUGACAGCACUGUACAGGCGGCCAAACCUUCUGCAGAACAACUACCCAGAGGAAGAGAGUUGUACCAGAAUUUAAAUAUACAAGUCCUGUAACAAAUUAUUAAAUAGACUUACGGUU
Molecule: messenger RNA, 4452 nt
Organism: Carcharodon carcharias (great white shark)
Lineage: Eukaryota; Metazoa; Chordata; Chondrichthyes; Lamniformes; Lamnidae
Gene: wdr97
Product: WD repeat domain 97
Exons: 23
Coding region: 63-4280 (1405 amino acids)
Molecular function (GO): protein binding
Source: RefSeq, a predicted model, not a curated record